AUGCCUGGCGACGAGAAAUACACCUUCUCCUACCUUGCACCUUUACCGUCGUACGAUGAAGCAAUCUCGUCGAGACCCUCGUCUUCCAAUUCAAACCUCGGACCGCAAGAGACAAGUGACGAUGCUGAAAGGCAAGGUCUCCUACAUGAACACAAUCUAGACAGCGACCAAACACGACGCAGCAACUAUGCUCCUCCCACUGCCGAGUCUGAGCGAGGCUCACUCGACUCCCUCGAUGGACUCGACGCAGACGAAGACGAGGAAGCUUCUGUCCGCCGUGAGAUGCAGGAGAUGGACAUUGAGGAUCCAACCGAUAGCGACUCGAACCGAAGCCUACUCUCCGAUCGAUUCAAGCGUUUUACUUCCUUCACCCACUCUCUACCCUCGAUAAGGUUACCCUCGUUACGGUGGUUGCUUCCCUCCUGGCGACCGCGCAUGCCUCAGAUAGAUUGGCAAGCCAUGGACAACAAUCGUGCCAUCAUACUCGGAAGACUGGUGGGGAUAUUCAUUAUUGGUGGACUACUGCGCAACAUUUACAUGUUCAAACCGGAUAGUAUAAGAAACUACGUUAUGGAUGGGAUACAAGAGUCUGAUAACAUACCGCGAUAUUUACAACGGAUUACACAAUACCCACACAUGGCUGGAACCGAAGGCAACUAUGUGCUUGGGGAGUGGGUGGAGGAAGAAUUCAAAGCUGGAGGUUUAGCUGACGUGCGUAUGGAAAGAUUUGAUGUCUAUCUGAAUUAUCCUAGCAAGGAAGGAAGAAGAGUGGCAAUAGUCGAACCUGAGAAUCUUCAGUGGGAGGCCAAGCUCGAGGAGAUCAGAGAGGAGACAUAUGUGUUUCAUGGACAUAGUGCUAGUGGAGAUGUGACGGGACACCUGAUUUAUGCCAAUUAUGGCUCGAGGCAGGACUUCGAAGAUCUCAAAAGCAAGAAUAUACCUUUGGAGGGAGCGAUCAUUUUAGUAAGGUACUACGGCACACAAGGCGAUCGUGCACUGAAGGUGAAAGCAGCUGAGCUGGCAGGUGCAGCGGGCUGUAUUAUCUACUCGGAUCCUGCUCAAGACGGGUCACUGAAAGGGCCAGUGUAUCCAGAUGGGAGGUAUAUGCCGCCUGAUGCUGUUCAGAGAGGCGCUGUCAGUCUGAUGUCAUGGGUUGUUGGUGAUGUGUUGAGUCCUGGUUGGGCCUCUACCUCUGGCGAGCCCAAGCGUCUGGAUCCAGCGGAGAGUGAAGGACUCAACAAGAUUCCUUCAAUACCACUAUCGUGGCGAGAUGCGCAACAUUUGCUGUCAAAUCUAAAAGGUCAUGGCCAAAAAUUAGAUGGUGAAUGGGUCGGCGACUCUAGCGUUGAAUACUGGACUGGCGAUGCAACAUCACCCAAGGUGAAUUUGAGGAACCUACUGGAAGAGGAGCGGAGACAGCCGAUCUACAACAUCCUUGGCCGGAUUGAGGGUCUCGAGCAGCAUACGAAAAAGAUAAUAGUCGGCAACCAUCGUGAUGCAUGGUGUACCGGCGCCGCUGAUCCAGGCAGUGGCACGGCUGUUAUGCUUGAGGUAAUUCGACAGUUUGGUGAACUACAGAAGCAAGGUUGGGCACCACUGAGAACUAUCGAGUUUGCCAGCUGGGACGGUGAAGAGUACAAUCUGAUUGGUUCUACUGAACAUGUCGAGAAUAGAUUAGAAGACCUCAAAAGAGAUGGCGUUGCUUAUAUCAACCUGGAUACAGCUGUUAGUGGAAUCGACUUCCACGCUUCAGGUUCGCCUAUGCUCGAGAAAGCUCUCAAGAACGUUUUGGCACGAGUCGCAGAUCCCGGCACAAACAAAUCACUUCACGAAACAUGGGACCACGAAGGACGAUCGCUCGAAGGACUUGGUGCUGGUAGCGAUUAUGUUGCUUUUCAGGAUAUUGCAGGUGUACCUUCGCUUGACCUUGAGUUCAGAGGGCAAGAGUUCCCCUAUCACAGUUGUUACGACAACUACGAAUGGAUGAUCAAGUUUGGUGAUCCAAACUGGUACUAUCACAAGACAAUGGCUCAGGUAUUGGCCCUGGUCAUCCUCGAGCUUUCGGAUCACGCUUUAAUUCCACUCGAUUUACAAGCUUACAGCAACGCACUCGGCGGUUACAUUGACAAACUCGAAAAAGAUGUCAAUGGUGAUAGUACAACGUCCCACAAGCUUGAUGUUCAGCCACUGCGGUCAGCAGCUGACAUCCUCGAGCAAGAAACCGCCCGCUACAUGGACUUUGAUAAUGAAUGGCACAGCCAGAUAUUCGCCACAGGUGGGUUUGAAACCAGCUUCCUGGGCCUCAAGCGUAUGGAACGCAAUGCUAAGCUGGAGCACUUCGAAAAGACAUUACUCGACGAUGUAGGCCUGGUCAACAGAACACAAUUCAAACAUGUCAUAUUCGGACCACAAAAAUGGAGUGGUUACGAUGAAGCCUUCUUCCCAGGCGUCAGAGACUGGGCCGAAGUUGGCGAUAUGCAGAAAGCACAAGAGGAGGUGCAGAAAGUCGCAGACAUUAUCAUCAGCGCUGCGGCACAGUUAGGAUGA
Molecule: messenger RNA, 2547 nt
Organism: Lithohypha guttulata
Lineage: Eukaryota; Fungi; Ascomycota; Eurotiomycetes; Chaetothyriales; Trichomeriaceae
Exons: 2
Coding region: 1-2547 (848 amino acids)
Molecular function (GO): carboxypeptidase activity
Source: RefSeq, a predicted model, not a curated record